UUAUUUAUAUUUACCACGGUUUUAAUAUAAUUAUUUACUUUCAAAUUCUCUUUAAUCAAUGUGUAUCAAUAAUACAUGUGUAGGCAUUUAAUUUGUUGUUGGGCAAUACCUACCUAACCUAUUGAUCAGUCUUGAAUACUCUUGAUCUCAUCUUCUUGGAUCAGCCAAUCUAAAUUAAAAGAUUUCACCAGUAUCUCUACUGGAAAAUGGCAGAGGUGGAAGUAACAAAUAUGGGCAGCCCUCUAAACUGGGGUAUAGCGGGCGUGGGCAUGAUAGCGCACGACUUCCUAACAGCCCUGGCGACGCUGCCGGCGUGCCAGCACCGCGUGUGCGCCGUCGCGGGCAAGGAGCUGGAGCGCGUGCACCGGCUCGCCAGCCUGCACAAGAUACCCACGGCCUAUGAGGGAUACGACGCGCUGGCGCAAGACACUUCUGUAGACAUCGUGUUCAUCAGUGUCCUGAACCUUCAGCACUAUGAAGUGGCUAAGCUGAUGCUGGAGAGUGGCAAGCACGUGCUGUGCGAGAAGCCGCUCGGAAUGACGCACAAGCAGACCAAGUCGCUGGUCGAGUUGGCUAGAGAAAAGAAGCUGUUCCUUCUGGAAGGCAUGUGGUCCCGGUUCUUCCCCGCGUACGAGGCUCUGGACCAGCACAUCGCGGCGGGCGGGCUCGGCGACGUCUACCACAUCAAUGUACAGUUUGGAGUCGAAAUCAACGACAUCGAAAGAAACCUGAUGAAAGACCUAGGCGGCGGCGCGGUGCUAGACCUAGGCGUAUACAUGCUACAACUAGUGCAGUUCGUGUACAAAGACGCUCCCACAGAUAUCGUGUGCACGGGACACCUCAGCAAAAUCGGCGUAGACGAAUCUAUAUCGUGUGCCCUUAAAUAUAAGGACGGGCGGACGGCGACACUGUCGGCGCAUACGCGAGCCACGAUGACCAACAAGGCCGAGAUCAUAGGGACCAAGGGCACUAUUGUGCUGGAAUACUUCUGGUGCCCGACGGCGCUGCACAUCUCGGCCGCCAACAGCACGGAGUGGUCUCUACCGCGGGGACAGUUCAAGUUCCACUUCCACAACAGCGCCGGCCUCAGUUACGAGAUUCAGGAGUGCUAUGACUGUAUUAGUGAAGGUUUACUUCAAAGCCCAAAGAUGACACUAGAUGAAACGGUCCUCCUGGCUAAACUAGCUGACACGAUGCGAUCGCAAGUCGGCGUAUUAGAAAAUGAACUAUGACCCAAUAAUGUAAAGUAUAAAUCUGUUCGUUAGAUUAAGGCAGCACUUACCUACAUAUUUUAUUAAGGACUGUUGCUUGAUGUGACUUAAAAUCGCUUUAAUUAAAUUAGUUAAGAACCUUUUAGUAUUAUCGGAUCACCUGUAUCAGAAAGUAGGUAUUCAUAAGAUGUCGUUUUCUAAAUUUCAAAUUUAAUCCCUGUGCCUACUGCUUAUAUGAUUACCGGUUUAAUCUUGCCAUUUGAUGUUAUUAUGAUACAGGUGUAGAACUACGAACAAAGAUGUGAUGAGAGAUAUAUAGAUAAGAGGCUCGUAUACACUUAAUGUAAAUUACUUAAAAUAUAUCGCCUUCAGUAUUUACCUCAACUAACUGUGAUCGAUACAAUGUCCAGACACAAGUGCUUACUUAAAUAUUAUACAUUUAAAUUGUUGUGAAACGGUUGUUCGAUAUAUUCAUUUAUUUAUAUUUAAUGAUAAUAAUAAAAAAGAAAUUUAACAGUUAAA
Molecule: messenger RNA, 1733 nt
Organism: Plutella xylostella (diamondback moth)
Lineage: Eukaryota; Metazoa; Arthropoda; Insecta; Lepidoptera; Plutellidae
Product: trans-1,2-dihydrobenzene-1,2-diol dehydrogenase
Molecular function (GO): nucleotide binding
Source: RefSeq, a predicted model, not a curated record